CAUUUUAUGUGAGCGAGCGUUGGAUGGGGGUCCAGCUGCGUGUUCCAUGGAAAAGAGCGAGUUUAAUAGCUUGAGUUGAUAAUUGGGUUCUUUGUUUAAAAGUUAGGACCGUACUUCGAAAGUUGUAAUAAUAAAUUAGGCUUCAGUUUGAAUACAGUUUAUCUUUAUUAAAGGAAAAUGAGUUACGGCAGGCCUCCGCCAGACGUGGAGGGCAUGACGUCUCUGAAGGUGGACAAUCUGACGUACCGAACCUCUCCGGAGACUCUGCGCCGCGUUUUUGAGAAGUAUGGUCGGGUAGGGGAUGUCUAUAUUCCCCGGGAUCGCUACACGAAGGAGAGCAGAGGAUUCGCGUUCGUGCGGUUUCACGACAAGCGGGACGCCGAGGACGCGAUCGACGCCAUGGACGGGGCGAUCCUGGACGGCCGGGAGCUGCGGGUCCAGAUGGCCCGCUACGGACGGCCACCAGAUUCUCACUAUGGACAUCGAGGAGGACCUCCCCGCAGGUACGGGGCAUAUGGCAGAAGGAGCAGAAGCCCGAAACGCCGAAGACGCAGCCGCUCCCGGAGCCGGAGUCGCUCCCGUUCCCGCAGCCGCUCGCGCUACAGCCGCUCCAAAUCGCGCUCCUAUUCGCGUUCUCGUUCUCGCUCCAAGACUCGCUCCAAGUCUCGCUCCAAGUCCCGCACAUCUCGCAGAAGCAAGUCCAGAUCCCCGUCCAGGUCGCGCUCCAGAUCUCGAUCCAAAUCGAGGUCCAAAUCGAAAUCCAAAUCCCACUCGAGGAGUCGCUCGCCGACAUCGAAAAGGAUCUCCAAAUCCAGAUCACGGUCUAAGAGCAUGCUGAAGUCCCCUGAGAAGAACGGUGCAGUCUCAUGAACGCUGCUGAUUCCUGUUUGCAAAAGAGGAGUUUGGGGCUGUAUGUGCAGUUAGAUGGGGUGUGAUCCGGCCCAGUCCUCCGGCUGCUGCUGGUGGUGUGGUGGCUAAGGAGCAGGUGGUUCUGUCAGUAUUGGGGUGGUGCUGAGGUAGGUUUGCAGGACAAUGGAUGGAAGCCUGGCAUUGUCCUCCUGGUCAUCGAUUUGGGCCGCUGGGAGGCAAAGGUUAAAUGGGAAAAAAAAAAUGAGAACUUGGCCCCCUUUUGUGGAGGGGCGGAGGAGUGGGGUUGGAAGAAACCCUCUUGGGAUGAGUGGAAUGUUUUUGCACACAAUACUAUUAGAUCCAUCAUUCAAACAUUUUCCAUUCUCUUGACACAAGUGAUAAGCCUUCAUAUGUGUAAGAUUUAAGUAAACACCCCAUUUAGCAGUAUGGAAACUAAACACAUCCCUUCAACCAACCCUCGGUGUUUUCAGUAAUCUCCCACACAUGCUCUGAGGGUUCUGACUCCUUGCUGUUUUGCAUAGUAACACUCAUCAUAAAAAAAAUGAUCAUGAUGUGACUGCAGGUAAUAGUUUGCUUAAAUGAACAAUGUCAAUGAUGUCUGUCUUAUUCAGACCUGCUUCUUCUUCUCUAGUUUUUUCAGGCUGAAAGGACCAAGGACAUCCCAUUGGAAGUAAAGACCUAAGACUGAGGACUUCCACCCCACAAAAUGUGACUUAAGGUUAAGAUUGGACCUUGGUCUGAAGAGUCCCCUCAUUUGUUUGUUUAUACCUAAAGGCUUUAUUUGUACUAAACGGUUUGAUUUCAUUUUAAUUCGUUAAACAUGCCGAGUAGCAGAUGCUAAUGAGUUACUGGAGCUAAACGGAAACAACUAAUGAUGGAGAGGGCGCAAAGGAAUUCCGUAGAAAUUGUAAUUGAGUUUCUUAAAUGUUUUUCGUCGUGAAGAAAUUAUUCACCUUCCACAAAUGCAGCUUUAGUUAUCUGUUCUCUAAUUAGCCCUCAGUCUAAAAACAUCCAGUUCUUAGUUCAAGAUGUACUGAAACUUGGAAUUAACUGCUUAAAUGCAACCAGUGCUAUGUGGAGAUUUUUUUUAAAUAUUCUUGCAGCUUUCUGCUGUAGAUUUAUCGUUUUUAUUUUACUGAUUUCUAAUCUUGUAUGUUUGUGCACUAGGCGCAGUCGUGUAGCUGUUGAGUUGCUGAUUAGCUGUUGAGGUGCCGUGUGGCUGCGCAAGCUGCUUGGCCAUGCCUGGUUGUCUCCAGAUUUACUAUUGUGGUUACCAUAACAGCAUAAUCAUGGCUGCUGUGGGUCACUUUGGUAAAUGCACAUUUUCUUUCUGGUACCUUGAAACAUUUUUCAAUAAACUUAGUGGACAAUUACCAA
This is a messenger RNA of Paramormyrops kingsleyae, 2247 nucleotides long. RefSeq names its product serine/arginine-rich splicing factor 2. The record is from RefSeq and is a predicted model, not a curated record. Gene Ontology annotation, molecular function: RNA binding. NCBI's taxonomy places the organism in Eukaryota, Metazoa, Chordata, Actinopteri, Osteoglossiformes, Mormyridae.